Apis laboriosa (Himalayan honeybee) is the source of this 1178-nucleotide messenger RNA. It is a transcript of the gene eIF6, whose product is annotated as eukaryotic translation initiation factor 6. Gene Ontology annotation, biological process: assembly of large subunit precursor of preribosome; maturation of 5.8S rRNA; maturation of LSU-rRNA. Gene Ontology annotation, molecular function: ribosomal large subunit binding. Lineage: Eukaryota; Metazoa; Arthropoda; Insecta; Hymenoptera; Apidae. The transcript has 6 exons. The record is from RefSeq and is a predicted model, not a curated record. Gene Ontology annotation, cellular component: preribosome, large subunit precursor; nucleolus; cytosol. Bases 123 to 860 code for a protein of 245 amino acids.
UUAGCGGUUAGAAGAAAUUACGUACUUGAAAUAUAGGUUAGCGUGUAUAUUUUAAACAUUGAUAAGAUACCGCAACAAUUUCUAAAUUCAGUACGCUAAUGUAAAUUUAUAUCGUUAAAAUUAUGGCGGUACGUGUGCAAUUCGAAAAUAAUAAUGAAGUUGGAGUUUUCUCCAAGUUGACAAAUUCUUAUUGCCUCGUAGCAAUUGGUGGUUCCGAGAAUUUUUACAGUGUGUUUGAGGCAGAAUUAGCCGAAACUAUUCCUGUAAUACACGCGUCAGUUGCAGGAUGUCGUAUAAUUGGACGAUUAUGCGUUGGAAAUAAAAAUGGAUUGUUGGUUCCAAAUACGACAACGGACACAGAAUUACAACACAUACGAAAUUCAUUACCAGAUAAGGUUAAAGUACAAAGAGUAGAAGAAAGAUUAUCUGCCUUGGGUAAUGUUAUUGCCUGCAAUGAUUAUGUUGCUUUAGUACAUCCUGAUCUUGAUAGAGAAACAGAAGAAAUUUUAGCAGAUACAUUGAAUGUAGAAGUAUUUAGACAAACUGUGGCAAGUAAUGUUUUAGUAGGAUCAUAUUCUGUAUUAUCAAAUCAAGGUGGAUUAGUUCAUCCAAAAACAUCCAUACAAGAUCAAGAUGAAUUGUCAUCUUUGUUACAAGUGCCACUUGCUGCAGGUACAGUAAAUAGAGGCAGUGAUGUUAUAGCUGCAGGAAUGGUUGUAAAUGAUUGGGUGUCCUUUUGUGGUAUGGAUACAACUUCAACAGAACUUUCAGUUAUUGAAAGUGUUUUUAAACUUAAUGAAGCUGCACCAGCUGCCAUUACAUCAACUAUGCGUGCAUCACUUAUAGAAAGUAUGUCUUAAAGUCAACCUCUCUAAGAGAGUGUAAAAAUGAUUAACAGUAGGCUAUGUAUGUACAUAAAUACAAUAUUUAUGUCAAUACAAAUGCACAAAAGAAUAAUAAUAUUGUGCUUUCAAACUAAUUUCAUCAAGCACAUUUUCUGUAUAAUUCCAAUAUAAAAUUGUGACAAAAUUCUGUAAAAUUUAUAUAAAAUAUAUUAAGUUUUACUAUGGACUACUCAAACAAUGAUUAAUUGAGUGUAAUAUAAUUUUCAAUUCUCAAAAAAAAUAAAAAAAUAAAAAUAAAUAAAUAAAUUCAAUAAUAAAAUCUUAAUCUAAUUA